Molecule: messenger RNA, 4178 nt
Organism: Hyla sarda
Lineage: Eukaryota; Metazoa; Chordata; Amphibia; Anura; Hylidae
Gene: ITGAV
Product: integrin subunit alpha V
Exons: 1
Coding region: 327-3422 (1031 amino acids)
Biological process (GO): cell-matrix adhesion; integrin-mediated signaling pathway; cell adhesion mediated by integrin
Cellular component (GO): external side of plasma membrane; integrin complex
Molecular function (GO): integrin binding
Source: RefSeq, a predicted model, not a curated record
CCCCAGCCCGUCUGAUCAGAAAACAAGGAAAGUCCCAGGGAUCGGCGGAAGUUUAUCCUCUGUCCAGACCGGGGCUGGGCUGCAUCGGGGAGUGAGUCUCUACAGGAGCGCUGCACAGAACCCCCGACCCAGAACCGCGGACCCGACCCAGAACCCCCGACCCAGAACCGCGGACCCGACCCAGAACCGCGGACCCGACACAGAACCCCCGACCCAGAACCGCGGACCCGACCCAGAACCCCCGACCCAGAACCGCGGACCCGACCCAGAACCCCCGACCCAGAACCGCGGACCCGAUCCAGAACCGCGGACGCAGCCCGAGCACCAUGGGCGCCGCCGCCCUCCUCCUCCUCCUGCAGCUGCUGCUGUCCGGCUCCUCCGGCUUCAAUCUGGACUCCGACAGCCCCGUUGUGCACUCCGGCCCUGAGGGCAGCUACUUCGGCUUCGCUGUGGACUUCUUCCUCCCCAAUCCCAGCUCUUCAUUCCUGCUCAUUGGGGCCCCCAGAGCCAACACGUCCCAGCCUGACAUCACCCAAGGUGGAGACGUGCAGAAGUGCGACUGGAGGAAUGCCAAGUGCCAAUCCAUUGUCUUCGACUCCACCGGUAACCGAUACUAUAACGUCAACGACCCCAUAGAAUUCAAGUCCAACCAGUGGUUCGGGGCAUCCCUGAGGGCGAAAGACGACAAAAUCCUGGCCUGUGCCCCCCUGUACCACUGGAGGACCCAGCAGAGGAAGCAGGAGAGGGAACCUGUUGGGACUUGUUACUUAAAAGAUGGAGAAACCAUAGUAGAAUAUGCGCCCUGCAGGUCCAACGCCAAGCACGAUGCCCAGGAACAAGGCUUCUGCCAGGGCGGAUUCAGCGUGGAUUUUACUAAUGCCGACCGGGUGCUGCUGGGUGGGCCUGGAAGCUUUUACUGGCAGGGGCAAAUAAUUUCUGACAAAGUGGAGGAUAUCGUAAAGAGCUACGAUCCCAAAAUCUACAGCACUACCUAUGCCAAUCAACUGGCCACACGUGCCGCCAGCCCCCAGUACGACGACAGCUACUUGGGUUACUCGGUGACAGUCGGGGACUUUAACGGAGACAAUGUUGAUGACUUUGUGUCAGGGGUUCCCAGAGCCGCAAGAACACUAGGAAUGGUGUCCAUUUAUGACGGGCAAGUUAUGACGUCACUGUACAAUUUCACAGGCGAACAGAUGGCGGCCUACUUUGGUUAUUCGGUUGCCACCACCGAUAUAAACGGAGAUGGUCUGGUGGACUUAUUUGUUGGCGCCCCUCUUUUUAUGGACCGAGGUUCAGAUGGCAAGCUUCAGGAAGUCGGGCAGGUGACUGUUUACACUCAGCAAAGCAAAUCUGGCCUUCAGAUGUUGACCAAAUUGACAGGAUUUGAUCUGUUUUCAAGGUUCGGUAGUUCUAUUGCCCCCCUGGGUGACUUAGAUCAAGAUGGUUUCAAUGACAUUGCAAUUGGUGCUCCUUACGCAGGAGAAACUAAAAGGGGCCAAGUCUACAUCUACAAUGGCAGGAGCUCUGGAAUUAGCACAACACCAUCUCAGGUUCUGGAAGGUCAGUGGGCAUCUAAAACCAUGCCAGCCAGCUUUGGCUACUCGCUGAAAGGAGCCACCGAUGUUGACGAGAAUGGUUACCUAGACCUGGUGAUUGGUGCCUUUGGGGCUGAUAAGGCCAUACUCUACAGGUCUAGGCCUGUUAUUACCGUCAAUGCAGUAUUGGAAGUGAACCCAUCACUCCUAAAUCCCGAUAGUAAGACAUGUAGCCUUCCUAGUGGAGUUCAAGUCUCCUGCUUCGAUGUCAAAUUCUGCCUGAAAGCCAGUAGCAAAGGCAAUUUACCCCAAAACCUGGCAUUUAAGGUAGAACUCUUACUUGAUAAGCUUAAGCAAAAGGGUGCAGUGAGGCGGGCGCUGUUUCUCCACACAAGGCAGCCCACCCAUUCUAAGGACAUGACUGUAGUAAAUGGGGGUGUCAUGCGUUGUGAAGAAUUAAAGGCAUAUUUACGGGAUGAGAGCGAAUUCCGAGACAAGCUUACACCUAUCACCGUCUUUAUGGAUUACCAAAUGGAUUACAAGGCGGCCGCUGAUUCAUCUGGACUAAUGCCAAUAUUAAAUCAAUUUACCCCUGCCAACCUCACUAAACAGGCCCACAUCCUGCUGGACUGCGGCGAGGACAACAUCUGCAAGCCAAACCUGAUUCUGUCUGUAGAAAGUGAGCAGAAACAACUGUAUAUUGGAGAUGACAGCCCGCUGACCCUGCUGGUAGAUGCCCAGAACCAAGGCGAAGGGGCCUACGAGGCUGAACUUUUUGUCCAUAUCCCAGCCCAAGCGGAUUUUAUUGGGGUUGUCCGAAAGAAUGAAUCCUUGUCAAGGUUAUCCUGCGCAUUCAAGACAGAGAAUCAGACGAGACUUGUUGUAUGUGAUCUCGGAAACCCCAUGAAGGCCGGCACAAGGGUGGUAGCGGCCCUUCUCUUCAGUGUUCAUCAGCUGAAUGAGAUGGAUGCCACUGUCAACUUUGAUCUCCAGAUACAAAGCUCAAACCAAUACAACAAUACCAGUGCCAAAAAAUCCCUGCAGAUAGCGCUGGCCGUGUUGGCAGCAGUUGAAAUAAGAGGGGUCUCUACUCCCACUGAAGUUUUUCUACCGAUUGCCAACUGGGAACCCAAAGAAAACCCAACAACAGAAGAAGACGUUGGCCCACUUGUCCAACAUAUCUUCGAACUUCGAAACAAUGGACCUAGCACGUUCAGCAAAGCAAUCCUUAAUAUCCAGUGGCCUUACAAGUACCAAAGCAAAACCUUACUCUACAUUAUUCAGUACGAAAUCGAUGGUCCAAUGAACUGUACGUCUGAUGUUGUUAUUAACCCCCUCAACCUCCCACCAUCCAGUUCCUUGGCAGAUGACCUUAAAAAUGUCACCCGUAAUGAACGUAAUCGCAGAGAUCUUCCACAGGUGGAUGGAGACGUACAGACCCUAAGGUGUGGAACAGCCCAGUGUCUUAAGAUCGAGUGUCACGUGGAACGUGUCGAAAAAGGAAAAAGUGCAAUUCUCUACAUCCGAUCAAGACUAUGGACACCAACCUUUAUGAACAGCGAGAACCAAAAUCAUUCCUACUCCCUAAAGUCCUCUGCCACAUUCCAGGUCUUGGAAUUCCCAUAUAAAAACAUGAACCUUCCUGAUAUAAACAAUUCUACGGAGGUCACUACUAACAUUCUAUGGGUUAACCAGUCAUCCGGGGCCCCCGUGCCCAUCUGGGUCAUAGUACUUGCAGUAUUAUCAGGUUUGCUGCUUUUGGCUCUGAUGGUCUUUAUAAUGUAUAAGCUCGGGUUCUUCAAACGUGUACGUCCUCCUCAGGAGGAAACCGAGAGAGAACAGCUUCAGCCUCAAGAAAAUGGCGAGGUAGCCACAGACGCAUGAGGCCAUCGUUCCUCUUCUUCAGGACUGAUGUUUAGUUCCAAGCUGACACGACAUCAUGGGAACAUUUUAAUGGAUAGACCAACGUAGCGAACCAAUUCGGGACUGAAGAAUAUAUUGAGUAGGUAGCUUUUUUUUACGGUGGUGGAUCCUAGACUGUAAAUAGGCUCCGAUCUAAUGAAUAUUGCUUCUCAUCAUGGCUGAUCCAACCACGUUUAGAACAGGGCCACUUUUAUAUAUGAAGGUGAAAUAUAGGUUAUCCAUAGGUGGAUGCAUCCCUAAUAUUUGGUAGAAUGUUAAAUGAGAUCCUACGUAUCUCAAUGAGCCCUGGUAUCUGACCAAAAAAUAUUAUUUAGGUCAUGAAAACGUAUACAUUUCAAAUGUUACAAAGUGUAUAUAGAUGAAUUGUGACAUGUUUAAUUCCUUUAGGGGUUCUCGCAUUGGUUCCAUUUGCAUCCUCAUGGCUGAGGGUAACGUGGCCCUCCUGGGGAAUAUACCGAUGUCGUUAUGUUUUAUGCCUAUUUUGCUUUAUUCACUAUGCAGAUUUCUUUGUUUAAAUGGAGAUCACGUAGCAUGCGUACAGCAGUGUGGGUGGAAGUGUAGAGAGGUGAAGGUCUCACUAGGAGAACAUAUGGAAACUGGUAUCGUUAAAGUGGUACUCUGCAGAAAAACAUUCUAUUCCCUAGUCAAAGGAUCUCCGGGCCGGCAGCUGCGGCAUCCGGAACGCGAAAGCUUGGAGCUUCCGUGUUGGCGGUAUUA